Messenger RNA from Entrophospora sp. SA101, 126 nucleotides. The record is from the annotation of a GenBank genome assembly. NCBI's taxonomy places the organism in Eukaryota, Fungi, Glomeromycota, Glomeromycetes, Entrophosporales, Entrophosporaceae.
AUGGAAAAUGAAAUUUAUACAGGGCUUACACAAAUUGCUAAGAUAUUUACUAACGACCUUACUGGUUUGACUGAUUUAACAUUAGAAGAUGAGCCAACUCAUGUUUAUGAAGAAUAUGCAGGAUAA